AUGCAAUUCUUGUCAUGUAAUGCAAGUCAUCUUUUGCAGAUCUUACUCGUCCUCGCUCUCAUGGUGUUCGCCUCAGCCGACCAGAGGCCAUUCUACUCCUACGACGUUCCUCAGUCUAUGGAGGAAGACUCAAGCGAGGAGUUUGCUCCUCCGAAGUACGAGUUCCAGUAUGGCGUGAAGGACGGAUACUCGGGCGUGGACUUUGCCCACGGAGAGUCCCGUGACGAGGAUGAGACUCGAGGCUCUUACACGGUGCAGCUUCCCGACGGCCGCCUGCAGAAGGUGACGUACUACGUGGACAGCGACGACAGAUACGUAGCCGACUUCAUCAUCGCGGGCGAGGCUCAGUUCCCGGAGUCCGAGGAGUCCCGAGAGGCUCCUGCGUACGGGUACCCACAAUGA
Messenger RNA from Penaeus indicus, 402 nucleotides. Its product is annotated as cuticle protein 19-like. The record is from RefSeq and is a predicted model, not a curated record. NCBI's taxonomy places the organism in Eukaryota, Metazoa, Arthropoda, Malacostraca, Decapoda, Penaeidae. Gene Ontology annotation, cellular component: extracellular matrix. The transcript has 3 exons. Bases 1 to 402 code for a protein of 133 amino acids.